AUGGCGCGUGGACCGACGUUUGAUGAUUUCGUGCGCGGUGACGCGACGUACGCCGUGCCCGCGCCGAGGUCGUUGCGGGAUAAGACGACGCGGAAGCCGACGUGGCUCAAGCGCGAGGUCCCGGGCGGGGCGCGGUACACGGAGAUCAAGGCGAAACUGCGGGAGCUGAAGCUCGCGACGGUGUGCGAGGAGGCGAAGUGCCCGAAUUUGGGCGAGUGCUGGGGCGGUGGUGAGGGACGGACGGCGACGGCGACGAUCAUGAUCAUGGGGGACACGUGCACGCGCGGGUGCCGGUUUUGCGCGGUGAAGACGUCGAGGGCGCCGCCGCCGUUGGAUAAGGAUGAGCCGGCGAACGUGAGCAAGGCGAUCGCGGCGUGGGGGUUGGAUUACGUCGUGCUCACGAGCGUCGACCGGGACGACAUCGAGGACCAAGGGGCUGGGCACUUUAGGGAGACGGUGCAAAGGCUCAAGGGGCAGUCCGACGUCUUGGUCGAGGCGCUGACUCCGGAUUUCCGAGGCGAGAAGCACCUGGUCGAGCUCGUUGCGUCUUCUGGUUUGGACGUGUACGCGCACAACGUCGAGACGGUUCCGGAACUUCAGGCGGACGUGCGCGACCGCCGGGCGAACUGGGAUCAAUCCAUCGAAGUGCUGAAGCACGCGAAAAAAUCAGGCGCGAAGAUCACGAAGACGUCCAUCAUGCUCGGUCUCGGUGAGACGCACGACCAAGUCAUCAACGCUCUCAAGUUGCUCCGCGAGGCUGACGUGGACGUCGUGACUUUUGGACAGUACAUGCGACCGACGAAGAAGCACCUUGCCGUGGUCGAGUACAUCACUCCCGAGGCGUUCAAGCGCUACCAAGAAAUCGCGGAGGGCAUGGGUUUCUUGUACGUCGCGUCCGGAGCCAUGGUUCGCUCUUCUUACAAGGCGGGUGAAUUUUUCCUCGCGAACGUCAUCAAGGAGCGCAAGGCAAAGGAGGGCGCUACCGCUUCGGCGUCGUGA
Messenger RNA from Ostreococcus tauri, 999 nucleotides. Its product is annotated as Radical SAM. The record is from RefSeq and is a predicted model, not a curated record. Gene Ontology annotation, biological process: lipoate biosynthetic process. Gene Ontology annotation, molecular function: 4 iron, 4 sulfur cluster binding; lipoate synthase activity. The transcript has a single exon. The coding region runs from base 1 to 999 and encodes 332 amino acids. Gene Ontology annotation, cellular component: mitochondrion. Lineage: Eukaryota; Viridiplantae; Chlorophyta; Mamiellophyceae; Mamiellales; Bathycoccaceae.